CAAAAGAUCAUGUCUUGGUCCUAGAUGAGUGUCACACAGUCACACUCACACGUAAUCAAUUUAAUAAGAAAAGUCUCCGCAGAUGAAGGCUGCCUCUUCAUAACACGUGGGCCCCUGGCUUCCACUGGAUUAACUAAGAGAGAAGUACUAAGAGCAAUACAAUGGUCCAUUCUCAUUCAGUAUAAUCCUUGUAGGUAUUGCAAGCAGUUUCAUAUGACUCCACAGAGAAAAGGCUACAGGCACCUCUCUGAAGAAGUGUUUCGACUACGGAUUAAAAAAACACAAAUGUCAACUUCCCCACCAACCUCUUGCGAUUGGAUGAUCCUGGUUGAACAGAAAAAUAUAAAUGUCCGAGUUACAACCAUGGACGCUGAGCUGGAGUUUGCCAUCCUGCCCAGCACUACUGGCAAACAGCUUUUUGACCAGAUAGUGAAGACGAUCGGCCUGAGGGAAACCUGGUUCUUUGGCCUCCAGUAUCAGGACAGCAAAGGCUUCUCUACCUGGCUUAAGCUGAACAAGAGGGUGACAGCUCAAGAUGUGAAGAGGGACAACCCUUUGUUGAUUAAGUUCAGGGCCAAGUUUUACCCUGAGGAUGUCGCGGAUGAACUGAUCCAGGAGGCAACACAGCGCCUCUUCUUCCUACAGGUAAAAGAAGGCAUCCUAAAUGAUGACAUAUACUGUCCACCUGAGACUGCGGUGCUCUUGGCAUCGUAUGCCGUUCAGGUCAAACUAGGAGACUACAGGAAAGACUAUCACGUACCGGGAUACCUCGCAAGAGAGAAGCUGCUGCCACAGAGGGUUUUGGAGCAGCACAAGCUGAAUAAGAAUCAGUGGGAGAAUAGAAUCCAGGUGUGGCAUCAAGAGCACAAGGGAUUGCUGAGGGAAGACGCCAUGGUGGAGUACCUCAAGAUAGCCCAGGAUCUGGAGAUGUACGGGGUCAACUACUUUAACAUCAAGAACAAGAAAGGAUCAGAGCUGUGGUUGGGAGUGGACGCGCUGGGGCUGAACAUCUAUGACAAGAAGGACAAGAUGACCCCAAAGAUUGGCUUCCCCUGGAGUGAGAUCAGAAAUAUUUCCUUCAAUGACAAGAAGUUUGUCAUCAAACCAAUCGACAAGAAAGCUCCGGACUUUGUUUUCUACGUCCCUCGUCUUCGCAUCAACAAACGUAUCCUGGCAUUGUGUAUGGGGAAUCAUGACCUGUACAUGCGUAGACGUAAACCUGACACCAUUGAGGUGCAGCAGAUGAAGGCCCAGGCCAGGGAGGAGAAGAACAAGAGGCAGAUGGAGAGGGCUCUGCUCGAGAGUGAGAAAAAAAAGCGAGAAAAUGCAGAGAAGGAAACAGAGAAGAUUGCUCGUGAGACCAUGGAGCUGAUGGAGAGAUUGAGACAGAUUGAAGAGCAGACAAAGAGAGCUCAAGAUGAGCUGGAGGAGCAGACACAAAGGGCUCUUGAGUUAGAGAAGGAGAGGACGAUUGCUCAGGAGGAGGCUGAGCGCCUGGACAAGGACCGCAGAGCUGCAUUGGAAGCUAAAGCAGCCCUGCUGUACCAGUCUGAAACCCAGACCAAGAGCCAAGAAAGCCUGGCCACUGAGCUGGCAGAGCUUACCUCUAAGAUCUCCCAGCUGGAAGACGCCAAGAAGAAAAAGGACGAGGAGGCGAAUAGAUGGCAGAAAAGGGAUUCUGUCCAUCCUCCUAUGCCUGAGCACGACGAGACGGAUGAGAGCAGUGAUGAGGCGAGCGCUGAGCUGACUUCUCCAGGCAUGGUCCGAGAUCGCAGUGAGGAAGAAAGAGUAACAGAGGCCCAUAAGAACAAGAGGCUGCAGAAAAACCUCAAGUUCCUGAGCACUGAGCUGGCUGGAGCUGUAGACGAGAGCAAAAAGACCCCCAAUGACCUGAUCCACGCUGAGAAUGUGAAGGCGGGCCGGGACAAAUACAAGACCCUACGCCAGAUUCGUCAGGGUAACACCAAACAACGCAUUGAUGAAUUUGAGUCCAUGUGAGAGGGGCUGCUGUAUAGGCCCAAGAUAAGGAGAGAUGAUGAAAUUGGACACAUUGAGAGAAUUUAGAAGUGUAGGUGCAGAUCAUUAGAAAAUUAACCUGACAGGUUGAAUAUGAUAGCAAAUUAUAUUGUUACCACCUUUAAUAUCCUUGAUUAUAAUGCCAUUUCAUCUGGAAACGAGUAAGAAGUGACAACUGUUGAUAAUACAUUUUUAAUUUCAUAGGAACAAAAACACAUGCAUGUCCACUUGGGUGUUGCAAACAUCAUUUAUGAAAAGUGUUGCUGUUGUUUGCAAUGGUAUUUAACGCAUUUGCAAUUUCAUUGUGCCAAACUAAUAAACUUUAUUAUUAUUGAUUAUUGAAAGCAAUGACAUUAAAGACACUUGCAUCUAAAUGUUCCAAAUAAAAUACACAUGAAACACCA
This is a messenger RNA of Perca fluviatilis (European perch), 2420 nucleotides long. RefSeq names its product moesin-like. The coding region runs from base 25 to 1998 and encodes 657 amino acids. Gene Ontology annotation, cellular component: microvillus; adherens junction; filopodium. NCBI's taxonomy places the organism in Eukaryota, Metazoa, Chordata, Actinopteri, Perciformes, Percidae. The record is from RefSeq and is a predicted model, not a curated record. Gene Ontology annotation, biological process: positive regulation of early endosome to late endosome transport; regulation of organelle assembly; positive regulation of protein localization to early endosome. Gene Ontology annotation, molecular function: cell adhesion molecule binding; actin binding. The transcript is spliced from 15 exons.